Messenger RNA from Lottia gigantea (owl limpet), 213 nucleotides. RefSeq lists its product as hypothetical. The annotation marks the transcript as partial. The record is from RefSeq and is a predicted model, not a curated record. Lineage: Eukaryota; Metazoa; Mollusca; Gastropoda; Lottiidae. The transcript has a single exon.
CCAACACAAUCUGAAGAGUUGCCAACGAAUGACCAAAAGUCGCCGACACAAGUUCAAAACUCGCCAACACAAGCUCAAAACUCGCCAACACAAGAUCAAAACUCGCCAACACAAGCUCAAAACUCUCCGACACAGGUUCAAAACUCUCCAAAACAAGCUCAAAACUCUCCAACACAGGUUCAAAACUCGCCGACACUAGCUCAAAACUCACCA